UAAUACAUACCUUCCUCCUCCACCCGGCACAUCUCUCUCGAUGGUAGCUAGUAUUCGCAACUAGCCCACCAUUCAUCUCAACAAGUACCAUUUCCACCGUCGAAAAGGUCACCAUGCUCCUCGUCCCCGCCGAAUUUUCCCCAGUCGCCAGUCUUACAUCGUCAACCGGUUUUAUCGUACGUGAAGGAUCCGCUACGGACUCUUCACUCUAGCUUGUCUCCUCCUCCCUCGAUCAUCUCGCUCCGCAACGGCGUCUGCUGUUGCAUGAGCCUGUAUCUAGUCAGAAGGUCUCACAGUCUAUAACGGUUUAUCGGUUUGGCUUUGUACAGACGGCGACUGGAGUUUUGACGAAUCACAACUUCACCACCCUCGAACACCCCGAAGAUGAAUUGCGGCGAGAAUGAUUCGCCGCCUUACAUAUCUGCAUAUCAAAAUGGUCCAUACAGCUCUUCUGUAGCUUCCUCCGCCUCCUCCUCGACCGCCUCUAUCUGGUCCGAUGCCUCCUCCCAAUCCUCGGACGACUCCUCAAAUCCCGACCCAGACCUUUCCGAAACAUACUGCUUGACUUCAAGUCAGCCAGCACCUUCCUUUACAACUUCCAGCAAUGCCUGCGAGCAAGUUAUUGCCGUUGCGGCAUACUAUCCGAAGCACAACACCAAUGUCGAAGUUGGACAAGAACAGCGACAACACCCUAGAAGAACUAGUGUCACAGCACGUUCAGGGUGUCCACCUUCGUUAGUCCGCCAAUGCGAUCGUAAGGUCAGCUUUGUCGACAGCCUCGUCGAUUCUUCAGCCCAGAUUGUCGAGGCAAUCUGGCCCCUCUCAUCCGUCCCUUGCAGAAGCGAGAUGGGAAACAAAGGGGUUCUUCCUUUACGUACAUUCAUUCAAGAGACUCUUCGACGAUCAAGGACAAGCUACUCGACCCUGCAAGUAGCCUUGUACUACCUGAUCUUGAUCAAGCCUCACGUUCCAAAACACGACUUUACCAUGGAGCAGCCUGACGAUGCACACUCCAUUCGUGCUCUGCAGUGCGGCCGUCGCAUGUUCCUUGCAGCUCUUAUUCUCGCUUCAAAGUAUCUCCAGGAUCGUAAUUACUCCGCUCGCGCGUGGAGCAAGAUUUCAGGACUUAACACUCUGGAGAUCAACCAAAACGAAAUGGCAUUCUUAUUAGCUGUCAACUGGCAGUUGCACAUAACCGAACCCGUCUUCCAACGCUGGGCCGAUAUCGUUCUUAAAUACACACCAACGCAACCACCUUCUCCAGGCUCCGGUUGUUCACGAGGCCUCGCUGAACAAUCGGCUGAUUGGAAGUCAAUCAUUCUUAGGCUCAACCCCGAGUUGGAUAACAUUGAUGGGAUUGUACCAUCGACAUCUGCGAAGGCAAAUGUCAAAUCUAUUAGCGCGACCUGCCCACGAUCUUUCGUGCCUAUGGUUACCGAUCGCAACACCUUUGGAUAUGGUUCCAAUGAAUCAACUCCAACUCCAAAAUAUUAUACACCCAGUGUGAUGGAACCAUCACCAUCCACUGCUUACCCUCCUAGCAAGCCUGCGCCCGCUCUUGGUCUGUUACCUACACCAAGACUGACUCCACAGAGCACCGGAUUCAACACUCCUGCAGUGAGUGCCGCUUCCUACAUGCUCAGCAAAAGUUCCAUGGGGUAUGCCAUGGCCCAAGCUUCCAGCAUCUCUGCUGCGCAAGUCAACGAGAAGUGGCAACCACAAUUGUCAUCUUCACCUCAGUCAUACGUCUCUCAACGUCGCUCGUCACUGGCCAAUUCGGUCUCUUCGAUGUCGUCGCCAGAAUCAAUGGUAUCGGAUAACUCGUCCCGAUCGUCUCGUUCAUCCUCGAUCUCGUCGGCUUCGUCACUCGCGUGCGCGCCCAUCUCGUCCAAGCUGGACGUCCAAGCGCGCUGCCGGUAUGCGAAGCUCUGCAGUGAGAGACAGAACAGGACCAUCAUUGCUACAGUUCCCGAAGCAUACUGCGACAAUGGCCCAACUUCAUCACCAGAGUCCUACACCGGACCUGUUGGGAAAGAUUUCCUCGACUUGUCAUUGGACACCCCAUUGGCAAGACGAGAAGCAGAUGACUACUUCUCCAAGGAUGAGGAAGCAGCACGUGCCUUGCAGGAACUUCACAAUCAUCCAAGAUCUGUGGAUUCUCCAAGCAGAGCUGGUGCAAAGCGUAGCCGAACACACUCUAUUGACAAUACUCUUCAGGAGAAUGUUAGAGAGAUGUUGAGCGGUCGCUAUCAUCCAAGCGAGAGUAACUGGUCUGAUGACUUUGUCCGUACUCGCGCUUCGCGAGCCAUGGACACUAGCUCGAACGCCCAAGUUGCUAUUUCUCGCUCUACGUCAAAUGCGUCUCUCGGACGAAAGAGAGUCUGUUGCUCAACAGAAGCUACUCGGGGACUACCCCAACAUUAUCAUCCAACACUUGGUUUCGGCAAGCCAGGCAUGUGGGAGGGAAUCCUCUAAUUACUUUUGAAAAUAACCUCGCCCUAUACAUAGUCUUCACCACCACACCAAUUGUCAUAACAGUACCCAAUAUUUUCUUUUGUUCCAAAAUCGGGGCCUCUAUUCAUCAGGGUUGCAUUUACAUUGCCUGGACUGCGUUCGUUGCGUUGCAUAUCUCAUCAUCGGGCGGGAGCUAGAAUUGUCCAUACAUAACACACACCACACUGUUUUGGAGUCUAAUUCUGGUAAAACCUUCCAUAGAUGGAUGGGAUCUG
Messenger RNA from Mollisia scopiformis, 2729 nucleotides. RefSeq lists its product as uncharacterized. NCBI's taxonomy places the organism in Eukaryota, Fungi, Ascomycota, Leotiomycetes, Helotiales, Mollisiaceae. Gene Ontology annotation, cellular component: cyclin-dependent protein kinase holoenzyme complex; nucleus. Bases 385 to 2475 code for a protein of 696 amino acids. The record is from RefSeq and is a predicted model, not a curated record. Gene Ontology annotation, biological process: regulation of cyclin-dependent protein serine/threonine kinase activity. The transcript has 2 exons. Gene Ontology annotation, molecular function: protein kinase binding; cyclin-dependent protein serine/threonine kinase regulator activity.